AGAGACUACUUCCCUGCAAGCAUGCGAGUGAUUGGCUGUUCCAACGAGAAGCCCCUCCCACUUGCGGUUAUUUUGGCAGGAACUUCCGGCUGCCAUUGACUGCUGAUUAUUUAGCAGAGACGGGCCAUUUCUAUUUAAAUAAAUGGGAGAAAUUGGAGCGCUCAACGGUCAACGGAUGUAGAAAGGAAGUCCUGCCUUUCAGGCAAAAGAGCCAAUCACCUUUUAGAUACAGACAUCGCCUGUCAUGCAACUCGAGAACAUGCAUGCGCAUUAGCUAUACAAGCCGGGAAAAUUGCGUUUUUAGCGUAAUAUGAGGAAAAGAAUCCAGUUGAUGGUUCCAGUAUUGUCAGAUUGUAUUGCUGAUUUGAAAUAUGUUCUUUGAUCGUACUCUUGACCAACCGUUUGUGAGAUUUCGGUCUUUCCCCAUUCAAGUAUAUAAGAGCUGCACUUACAUGACUGGAAAUAACCUCCCGAGAGCAUUCUGAAGAUGGCCGCCAGUGGACUGACUUGCUAGAAAGACUUUGCCCUUACUGACUGCAUCAUCAAUGCGGAUGUUGUGGUUUCGCAAUUAAACGCGAUUCUGUUGUUGACACACGACAAUGAAUGUGGAUUAAGUCUGGGAAUAAGUGGUUUUGUUGUGACUGAAGCGUUCUGGCCGAUCUGGAUAUUACAGCACGCAUUUACCAGGUUUUUCAAAGAGAAUAAAGAUGUCUGACAGCCUGUUGUCAUAUGAAACACUGGUGCAUGCGGUGGCAGGAGCCAUGGGCAGUGUUACAGCAAUGACAGUGUUUUUUCCUCUGGACACAGCCAGAAUCAGACUGCAGGUGGAUGAAAGCAGGAAGUCCAAGUCCACCCCCAUCAUUCUGGCUGAGAUUGCAAAAGAGGAGGGCAUAUUGUCUCUUUAUCGUGGCUGGUUUCCUGUCAUAUCUAGUCUGUGCUGCUCUAACUUUGUCUACUUCUACACAUUCAACACACUGAAGAGGGUGAUGGUCUCGGACAAGUCCAGACCUGGCAAAGAUUUGCUCAUGGGCUUCAUAUCAGGUACUGAAAUAGUGCUAAUCCCUCUCAUUAAGAAGGCAAAGUCAACUGUGUUCCUAUCCCUGUUGUUUAUAUCUCAUUUAGGAACUGUUAACGUGCUCCUGACGACUCCCAUGUGGGUGGUGAACACACGGCUGAAGCUUCAAGGGGCAAAGUUCAGGAACGAGGAGCUCCAUCAGACCCACUAUAAGGGCAUAUUUGACGCCUUCUCUCAGAUAAUAGCCAAUGAGGGAGUGGGAACUCUGUGGAACGGGAUGCUGCCGUCGCUUGUGCUGGUGUUUAAUCCUGCUGUGCAGUUCAUGUUUUAUGAAGCUAUGAAACGAAAAGCAGGACGUGGAGGCAGGAAGAUAUCAUCACUUAAAAUCUUUCUUAUCGGUGCCAUCGCUAAAGCUAUCGCGACAUCAGCAACAUAUCCACUGCAGACAGUUCAGGCCAUUCUCAGGUUUGGGCAGUUUAAAUCAGAUGGUAAAGGAGGUCUACUGGGCAGCCUCAGGAAUGUGGUUUCUUUACUAAUGGACCGAAUCAAGAGACAUGGAUUGUUGGGCUUGUAUAAAGGUCUAGAGGCGAAGCUGCUCCAGACGGUGUUGACGGCAGCGCUCAUGUUCGUGGUGUAUGAGAAGAUAACUGCAGCCACAAUUAAACUCAUGGGCCUUCAGAGGAAACUCAAGCACUGAGAUACUGUUGCCUUCACCACUGAGCCAUAUGAAUUAAUGAGACUGAUUAAUUAAUUACUACCUCUCUAACACACACCCUUAAGAGGAGCUCAGCGUAUCUCAUCACUCAUUUCGCCAGUGACACUGGGUAAUCUGGGUGUGGUCUGUCGCACCAUCACAUAGGUCAGUUUAGAAGAUUUAAUUUAGCCUAUAAUCAGAAGGAUUUUGGCAUAUUGCUUUUUUUUUUUUUUAAUUACACUCAAAUUUCCUUUAUAAACCUCUGCCUGGAUUGUAGAGAAUCUUGCUUGCUGGUAUAGAACUUGGUCCCUUUCACAUGUCUCGCUUCCACAUGAACAGCAUUGCAGAACGCGUCACACAAUGGCAAACUGAUAAUUAAUUUGCAUAGAAAAUGUUUAAUGUGCAUAAUAUGAUAAGCACUUUAUGUUGUCUUACAACAUGUAUGUAGAUACCAGUGCUGGGUGUAAUCUGUUUACAAAGUAAUUAGUCUUAAUUAUUUUUUAGUAAAAAAAAAAGUAGUGUAAUGGCCGAAACAUACUCAACGCAAGUACAUGAACGCAGACACAUCUUGCUACGCAAGCUCUAUUUCAGGCGUUGUUACGUACUGAAAUGUGUCAUCAUAACGCAAUUCAUAACUUAGCUCAAGUACGCGUUGCAUUCUCAACAUUGCCACAAGGGGUGCUAUAGCGAGAUUCGUAUAAACUGUCCACUUCUACUGAGUUUUUUCUUUUCAGCCAAUUACCGUCAUGGCAGAGCAACAGUUUGAAGAAUAUAUUGCUGAGCAAGUAAGUUAAAGUCAAUAUAUUUUUUGCUACUUACCUGAAUAAUAACACAUUCAGUUUAAUGGCACAGACAUUUGAAUGUAACUCUAUCGCCCCCUUGAGUAAGCGCUCACAUCUGCGUUCACCAGAGUUUCCGCUAAGAAAUGUUUGUGCCGGCCAUAGUGUCCAGAAAUUAAGUUUGCCGAACAAAUUGGAAAAAAUCCGGUCAUCUCAUUUCAGUGUUUUUUUUUUAACCCGCUGUAAACGCGAGGGACCAUGCAUGAUAAUGCGAUAUAGGCUAAUAAUGAAACAAUCAAGACAAAUGAAUGAUAAACGUUUAAUCAUUAUAGCUGCUUUAAAAAAAAUAUUUUUAAAAAAUUACAUUGGCAAAACAAAACAACUAAACUGCAAUUUGCCACAUAUCUAUUAGUUUAUAAAUAAAUAUUAAAAUAACAAAUCGUUAGGUUAUGUCAUAAUUUCUCACCUUGGAUAAUUUCAUUGGCUCUUUAUUUUUAUGGCUAUUUUCCUCAAAUUUGACAUGGCAUAAAAGCGUUUUGCUGCCAAAGUGAAGUGAAAUGUGUCCAGUUUUUCUCUACAACUUGAGAUUCACAUAAGCCUGGUGUCCUUCUCUCCAGAAGAUGGCAACGCAAGGGUGUUUUAAUGUGAUUCUGAAGUGUGCGGGGUAUAACCUGUUGUAGUUGCGGAAUAGUACUUCGCAAGCUAUCGGGAAAGUUUAAACCUCUGUGGCAGCAAAGUGCUGUCAUCAUUGGGAUGGUGUAACACUGUACACUUGUGCCUUCAACUUAAGGGGUUUCUGACAAAUUAAUAUUUUCACCGGACAUUGUGUUGCUAGACAUUAGGACAUUUCAACGGUCAAAAAUCUGUAAUUACUGGCUAACGGAAACCCUUGCAUUCACUUACUUUUGUAAAGUAUGUUUCAGCCUUAACACACUACAUUUUAAAUUCUAGUAAUCAGAUGGAUUACUUUUAAGUACAUUACUUGGUUUAUACAUAUUUCUAAAAUAACUUGUAUAAAAAGUUUAAAAUAUGAAUUCAUAUGUGCAGUUGAAGUCAAUUUACAUACACCUUACAUACGCCAAAUACAUUUAAACUCAGUUUUUCACAAUUCCUGACAUUUAAUCGUAGAAAACAUUCCCUGUCUUAGGUCAGUUAGGAUCACUACUUUAUUUUAAGAAUGUGAAAUAUCAGAAUAAUAGUAGAGAGAAUUAUUUAUUUCAGCUUUUAUUUCUUUCAUCACAUUCCCAGUGGGUCAGAAGUUUACAUACACUUUGUUAGUAUUUGGUAGCAUUGCCUUUAAAUUGUUUAACUUGGGUCAAACAUUUUGGGUAGCCUUCCACAAGCUUCUCACAAAAUGUUGCUGGAAUUUUGGCUCAUUCCUCCAGACAGAACUGGUGUAACUGAGUCAGGUUUGUAGGCCUCCUUGCUCGCACAUGCUUUUUCAGUUCUGCCCACAAAUUUUCUAUCGGAUUGAGGUCAGAGCUUUGUGAUGGCCACUCCAAUACCUUGAAUUUGUUGUCAUACCUUAAGCCCUUUUGCCACAACUUUGGAGGUAUGACCAAAGGUCAUUGUCCAUUUGGAAGACACAUUUGCGACCGAGCUUUAACUUCCUGGCUGAUGUCUUGAGAUGUUGCUUCAAUAUAUCCACAUAAUUUUCCUUCCUCAUAAUGCCAUCUAUUUUGUGAAGUGCACCAGUCCCUCCUGCAGCAAAGCACCCCCACAACAUGAUGCUGCCACCCCCAUUCUUCACGGUUGGGAUGGUGUUCUUCAGCUUGCAAGCCUCACCCUUUUUCCUCCAAACAUAAUGAUUGUCAUUAUGGCCAAACAGAUACAUUUUUGUUUCGUCAGACCAGAGGACAUUUCUCAAAAAAGUUAGAUCUUUGUCCCCAUGUGCACUUGCAAACUGUAGUCUGGCUUUUUUUAUGGCGGUUUUGGAGCAUUGGCUUCUUCCUUGCUGAACAGCCUUUCAGGUUAUGUCGAUAUAGGGCUCGUUUUACUGUGGAUAUAGAUACUUCCUGUUUCCUCCAGCAUCUUCACAAGGUCCUUUGCUGUUGUUCUCUGAUUGAUUUGCACUUUUCGCACCAAACUACGUUCAUCUCUAGAAGACAGAAUGUGUCUCCUUCCUGAGCAGUAUGAUGGCUGCGUGGUCCCAUGGUGUUUAUACUUGCGUACUAUUGUUUGUAGAGAUGAACGUGGUAACUUCAGGCAUUUGGAAAUUGCUUACUUGUGUCAUGCACAAAGUAGAUGUCUUAAAUGACUUGCCAAAACUAUAGUUUGCUAAAAUGAAAUCUGUGGAUUGGUUACACUUAGGUUGAAGUCAUCAAACCUAAUUUUUUAUGUAAACUUCUGUCUUCAACUGUAUGUGUUCGCAUUUCUGUGACAGGGAAGGGUGUGCAACAAUGAAUGAAGAAAUAUGGACAUUUCGAAUUUGUUGAGCGGGGAAAUGUUUUUUUUCUGUUAAGUGUUUUAGAAAGUAACGUGAAAGUAAUUAAUGUGUUUCCUUUUUCGAUGAAGUAAUCAGUAAAGUAAUCUUAUCACAUUUUUAGAGAAGUAAUUUAUUAUACUUUAUUAUUACCCAAUACUUGUAGAUGCGCAUAGCAUGAGCAUUGUUUUGAUUUGUACACCGAUUUAUUUACUGAGCUUCGAAACGUCACGGCAAACCUGGUCGUUUGCUGCUUUGCUCCAUACAGUUAAUGUGUGGCAUGCGAAAGGGCCUUUUUAGAGCCAAAAGUCUAAAUCUGUCAAUAAAAGCAGCAAGACUUAAAUUAUAAUAACAUAUUAAUGUAACUCGAACAUAUCAUGAGGGUGAUCUUUUUUUCUGAAUUUAAUGGUAAACAUUUCAAAGUGAAUCUGGGAAGUGUAUUAAAGUCUUUUUUGUUUAGUGCUACAGAACAUUUAUCUAAUCAAACGUUCAAAGGUCUGAUUAGAUCAUGCAGUCAUUAUUUAAUAAUUAAUUAGGCAUAAAUUGUACUGUCCUUGAAUGAAUACAAUGGAGCCUUAUCAUAGAUAAGUGAUGUGCUGCUAUGUCACAUGACAGACCAGAGAUUAAUCUGGGGAAUCAAAUAUGUUUAUGCAUUAUUAUCAAUACUGUGGAAUGAGGUAAUUUUAUGAAUCUAUUUUCAAACCAAUGAUCAGAUCAAAUCCAUCACAUUAACAUUGUCUUCUCCAAUCUUUAAAAUGAAUGUUAGAGAAAGAGUCUUCAAUAUUCUCGGCUGUGAUGACUACUAUAUGUUGGGCUAUUUAUUAAAGACUUUUUAGCGUAGCAUACAGAGGAUGGGUAAUAGAGAAUGCCCUGACAUUAAGUGUACUAAAGCAUUUGUUUCACAGUAUCAAUUAAUGAACAAAAUGAUUUAACACUGUAUUUGUUUUUCAUACAUUGAGUCUUCAUUGAAUUGCAUUUAUAUCACUCUGAAAAUAUGUUUAUUGUAAUUCAGCACACAUGAGAGGCAUUUUAAUAAUGCAGGGCACAAUAUUUAUAGAUGCAACUGAAAUUACUGAAAUUGAAAUGCAAGUGUAAAUUACUUGCCUUUGCUGUUACUGAGAGAAACUCUGUAGUUUACUGAAGUCUUACCUGCUCUGUAGCAAUGAAACUGGUUUGUGACCAUACAGAAUAAAAUAUAAAAAACUAAAACUUGUUAUAUACAAUUCAAAUGCAGUUUUGGCAUUGCACUUUGUUACUUAAUUUUUUUUUUUAGAGUUUAUUUUGUACUUUCAUUUGUGCUACUUUUUGGCAUGGUUAAAAUAAUUGCAAACAUUACGUCAAAGCUAAUAAAAGAUGGGAAGAUAUCAA
This is a messenger RNA of Myxocyprinus asiaticus (Chinese sucker), 6278 nucleotides long. RefSeq names its product peroxisomal membrane protein PMP34-like. Lineage: Eukaryota; Metazoa; Chordata; Actinopteri; Cypriniformes; Catostomidae. Bases 708 to 1712 code for a protein of 334 amino acids. The transcript is spliced from 8 exons. The record is from RefSeq and is a predicted model, not a curated record. Gene Ontology annotation, molecular function: AMP transmembrane transporter activity; coenzyme A transmembrane transporter activity; NAD transmembrane transporter activity. Gene Ontology annotation, cellular component: peroxisomal membrane.